Molecule: messenger RNA, 585 nt
Organism: Paramecium octaurelia
Lineage: Eukaryota; Ciliophora; Oligohymenophorea; Peniculida; Parameciidae
Source: the annotation of a GenBank genome assembly
AUUUAUUAUUGUAACUUAUGAGCGAAUCAUGUGAUCUUUGUAGUGCUUUCUAUAGCUAUGAUUACUAUUAGAAGGAAGGAGACAUAUAUAUUUCAGAUUAUUUUUCAGAGCAGCAAUGUAAUCAGUAAAAAUUAUAUUCUAUUUAAAAGCUAAGUUGAACAUUAAAGUUAAAAUGACAGUCAUAAUCGAGUAAAGAAAAAAAUAAGAAGAAACAACCCUUAAAGCAAUAAACCUGGGGAGACUAAAAAUAUACCUAAGAAUUUUGCUAGUGUAUUGAAAAAGUGUGUCUAGAAAAUACUAUCAAAUAGCAAAGAUGAAGCUUUGAAAUCUUUCGAAAAGUGUAGAGAUUGGGUUAAAUUCAAACAUCUUCCCCAUCACAAAAUUCAAAAAGCUAAAAUAGAAGAAUUUGUAAGGUCACGUGUUGGAAAAUUAAUUGGCAAAUAGUUCUUUGGAAAUUGUCUUUGGGCUCAUUACUUUAUCUAGGAAAAUAAGACAGAUGUAUCCCUCUACUUUAAAUACAAUAUAAAUUAUUUUGAAGCAAUAUUUCAAAAUUAAAAAUAGAAUUAAUCCUAACAAUAAGUAUGA